This is a messenger RNA of Pieris macdunnoughi, 489 nucleotides long. The record is from the annotation of a GenBank genome assembly. Lineage: Eukaryota; Metazoa; Arthropoda; Insecta; Lepidoptera; Pieridae.
AUGUUGCUAUUUAUUCUGCGUGUCGCUGUUGCAAAUUUAGAACAGAUAAAAUACGAGUAUAGAGUGCGGGAGGAAACAAGCCGGCCGACAUGCCACGCAAGCGCAGUGCAGCCAAGAGUUCACACGCGCGGAGAAACCGCGGUGGGCCUCCUCGUGUUCGAGUUCCCCUUCCGCUCCCCGCACCCCGCCUCUUCUCUUCAACCUUCAACAAAGCUCGCGGUCGUCCGUAUAAUAUCAUAUAGCUAUUUCCGGAAAACCGAAAACAGGGAAAGUUAUAGGGUGUGCGCGGGGCGAGGAGGGGUGCAAUACGCUCGUGGCUGUAGGCAUACGAGGUCGCUGGCCCAAACACGUGGAGGCGCACCGCGGUUUCUCUGCGUCGAAACCGAGGUGGGCCUCCACGUGCCGUCAGAGGACAUUCACUUCGCUUUAUUACAAUCGCCCCUUGCCGCCUCCCUCAGGGCCCGCACUUGUGCAUCCUGGUAUUCUUGA